Messenger RNA from Drosophila biarmipes, 1801 nucleotides. RefSeq lists its product as uncharacterized. NCBI's taxonomy places the organism in Eukaryota, Metazoa, Arthropoda, Insecta, Diptera, Drosophilidae. The transcript has 5 exons. Gene Ontology annotation, molecular function: chitin binding. The record is from RefSeq and is a predicted model, not a curated record. Bases 963 to 1385 code for a protein of 140 amino acids. Gene Ontology annotation, cellular component: extracellular region.
CCGACUUUGCAAACGUUUUCACGUCUCCAGGCCAACAAAAAAAAGGAAUAUAUAAUAAUAUUAUAAAGACCCAGCGUAAGCUAACGAGGCCAACACAAAUGCAUUGGCCAAAAAAGACAAGCGACACGGCAAACAAGUAAAGACAACACUUUUCAUUUCGCGCCUGUCUUUGCAAAGCUUUUCUGCCUUUGCCUGGCUUUGUUUUGGCCUGGCUUCUUUUUUGCGGGCCAAGUCAAGUGUUUGGGCCAAGUCUUUGGGCCGUUUUAUUCGUUCAACGGGCGCUUGAGCGAACGGUUGUUGCUUUGUCUUUUGACUUUGGCUUUGUAUCUUUGCAUCCGACGGAUACGCGAUUCGCUUCGAGCCGUGCCGCGAUUCCCCGAGUGUGUGUGCGUGUGAAGAAAGAGCUAUAUUUAUAUAUAGAUAGAUAUAUAUCUAUAGAUAUAAAAUAUAUUUUGUUGCCGCUUUCUGGCUGGUGAAAUAGCCAUAGCAAUCCGCCAUCGUAAUAGCAAUAGUUUUUCCAGUGUUUAUUACAUAAAAUAUCAAGGCAAAAAUUGAUAUUUCUUUACACCAACGAAUGCCCAGCGAGAAAAUCUUAUGCAAAUGCGUUUUCUCAAAACAUAAUUAAGCGCCCGCCUCGAGAUUUGGCAAGAAAGCCGUUUGCAGUGCCCCAGUGACUGGGGAUUUCUUGGAUUUAAUUUCGAUUUUCGGAUUUCGGAUUUCGGAUAUACGGCAGUGCAACCUCUAAACACCAAGCCAUGUGCCGGCCAUAAACCGAAGACACGCUUCCUAAUUGAAAACAGAGCCAGCUAGAUGGACGCGUAGCAGGGGCAGCAGAGCGAGCGAGAGGGCGAGUGUGUGCGACAGAGAGAGCGAGCGAGACGAUCGUGAUUUGGAUUUUCAGCGUGAUAUCGAAGCGGAGCGGACAGCAGCGAGCGGCCAAGAAAAACAAAAUCCACGCCAAAAUGUCCAACGCCACAAAAAUGGUUUACAGUUAUAGAAUUUUAUGGCUUUCCGGCGUUUUACUAGGUCCCAUUUUGCUGGCCGCCAUUGCGGUCCAGGGCCAAGAGCCAGCCAGUCCAGUAUUUCAAAAUCACAAGACGAAGGAAUGGACGAAUUUAGACAACAUAACGUUCUCCUUCGAUUGCAAGAGGCGUUCCGUGGGCUUCUAUGCCGACAUGGAGUACAAUUGCCAGAUAUUCCACAUGUGCGAUGAGGAGGGCAAUCGGAUUCCACAUCUGUGCGCCAACGAGACGAGCUUUAACCAGGAGUACAGAAUCUGUGAUUGGGACUACAACUUCAACUGCACAGAGUCACCUAAAUGGUUCUACCUGAACGAACUGACCUAUGCCACGGAUCCGCCAGAUGAAGACGACGAGGAUUACUAAGCGAUUUGCAAUUAAUUAAAUAUUUAUUGUCUCUCCAAAAGCAAAACAAACUAAUUAAAUUAAACACCGUACGAAAAACGCCGAGUAACUGUAACUGAAAAACGAGAAAAAAAGUGUGAAAAUCUGUAAAAUUUCCAUGCAAAUGAGAUAAACUAAUUUAAGCGCCUUGUUGACGAUUUUGUUGAGUUUCGUUUUGUACUUUUGUAUUGUAGUCUAAUUGAUUGAGUCGCGCGAGCAGGAGUCGUGUUGUGUAUAUAAUGUAUAUAGAGAUGGUCCCCAGUUCCAUUUCCAUGCCAAUUUCAAAACCAUACAAUAAAUUUCCAUUCGAAAUCCACGGAACAGGCUCGAAUGGGCCCGCCACAUUAAUGUAUAAUUUACAAAUAAUCUUCGUAUCUGUAAGCAAUCUUGAACCGAAA